AUGGUCCGGCGCCUGACGAAGGAGGAGAAGAGCCUGGUACGGCAGAUGGGAGUUCAGCUCUCUGCGCAGCAGAAGCGGCAGACUCCAAAGGCCAGAGUGUCCGACCAGUCUGAUCAGAGCCCUGGCAGGCCGCAGAUACUUUCCUUGGAGUCAACGGCGCCGCGGGCAGCUGGAGGAGAUGGAAGCUCCGACAUGGGCGCCAUUUACGAGCCAGCCGCGCCGUCAACCCCAUGCAUCGUUGUGGCCACAACGCCGCCGCAUUCCUGUGACGCUACCCUAAUGCCUCGCUGUUUUCCACGCAAUCGAAGCGAUAGGAGGAUCUUGCGAAUCUUCCAAGCCAACGUAGGCAAGAUUCCGCCGGCACACGAUUGUGCCCUUGCGUUGGCCGACUCGGAACAAUACGACAUUAUUUUGUUGCAGGAGCCAUGGACAGGACUGAAAGAUGGCCGAUGCCUCACUAAGACGCAUCAGGCCUACGACACCUUCUCACCCGUCAACGACUGGGACGGCCGCGACACUCGCCCGAGAGUCAUGACAUACGUCCGGCGUUCCGCAGGUCUCGUCGCUGAUCAAAAGAGACCUGCGGCGACUCGUGACAUCCUUUGGCUCACCGUCAACGGCAUAACAGUCGUCAACUUCUAUCGGCAGCCGUACCACGACGGAGCCCUUGAAAUCUUGCUUCAGUGGACCGUACCGGACAAGUGUCUUGUUGCUGGUGAUUUCAAUGCCAAACAUCCCAGCUGGCAGGCCGGUCGACGAGAGGACCGCGGCGAAGAAAUAGCGUUUUGGGCAAUGGACAAUCGACUCGGCUUACUGAAUCCUGUCGAUGUCCCGACCAACGCACACGGCAAUACGGUUGAUCUCGCCUUCUGCAACAUACCUCUGGCCGACGCUGUUGUCGAGGAUCAUCUAGCAACCGGCUCCGAUCAUUUUACCCUUAGUAUCACGCUGCCAGGACAAGUUCUGGCACCCCUUCCAAUAGGAAAGAUCCAUCUCAACUCCGACGAGGAAUUGAAGCGAUUCAUUGAAUUAGUGGAGGCCGGUGCCGCCUUCAUCCCGAUCACCACGGCAUCUCCUUCCGAGCUCGACAGCUUUGCGUCGGCGCUCGUCCGUUUCAAGCUCCUCCUGCAAAUUGACGACCGAGUGUAUGAGACGCAGCUGGAAAAGGCCACCGCCUUGCGACAAGCCACUCUGGAACGGCGCACGGCGAACGACGACAUCCCAGAUCCGUGGAUCUCCGUGAACACAGAUAGGACGAUACCCUUCACCGACCGAGUCUCUCCGGAGGAGACCCGCGACGCCACGCUACGCACCGGGAAUACGUCCCCUGGUCCCGACAAUAUUACGGUGCGGAUGCUCCGCGCUGUCUGGCAUGCGAUCGGAAGUCUCGUCCACCAGCUAUAUCAAGGCUGCCUCAGGAUUGGCCACCAUCCGAAGCCCUUCCGAGAAGCAGAAGUGGUCAUGAUUGCCAAGCCGGGGCGCAGGGAUCUCUCUACACCCCGCGCUUGGCGCCCCAUCUCCUUUUCGUGGGCCUCGGUCCAUUUCGGCGUACUACACCCACAACAAGCCGGCGCGCUCCCGAAGAGAUCGGCCGUGGAUCUCGUUGCUGCCUUGAUUCAUGACAUCGAGGAGGCAUUUGCCUGCAAGCAGGUUGCAACAUUGGUGACUUUGGACAUUCAGGGCGCCUUCGACACAGUCCUCCGCAACAGAUUGAUCCUUCGCCUACGGGAGCAAGGGUGGCCACCGAACCUCGCGCGAUGGGUCGGCUCGUUUAUGCAAGACAGGUCGGCACGCAUCCGCUAUCAAGAUAUCGCAACGAAUUCAUCGCCUCUCCAGUGCGGGCUGCCACAGGGAUCGCCAGUCUCGCCGAUCCUCUUCCUACUGUAUACGGAACCAAUCUACCGCUUGGGCAGCUCAAAAGGGCGUUUCGGCUAUGCGGACGACACUGCCAUCCUUUGCGUCGGCGAUAGCCUGGAUGAGACGUCCGCCGAAGCAUCUCAUCAUGUGCGUGAGCUUGUAUCGUGGGGCGCCGCCAACGGGAUCUCCUUCGACCCUGAGAAGACAGAAGUGAUGCACUUCUCUCGAACGACGCCCAAGACGGCGCCGCCAGUGCUCCAUGGCGAAUUUGAGAAACGGCCGGGCCGGGCGAUGCGUUGGCUCGGCGUCUGGCUCGACAGCACUCUGUCUUUCAAGACUCAUGUCGAGAAAUGGACGGCCAAAGCGCAAGCAGUCGCCUUCCAUCUCAGGAGACUGACAAACACCAGGCAUGGUCCUCUACCGAGCGCUGUGCGACGAGCGGUCUGCGCUUGCGUCAUUCCAGUGCUGCUCUACGCGGCGGAGGUCUGGUAUCCUGGUUCUACGCGCCCGCGCUGGACCAAGCCGGGCAAGGAAGGACCGUCCAGGAUCGGACACCUCGUAAAGAAGAUGAGCAAGGCACUCUACACAUCUCUUCGGGCUAUCCUGCCAGUGUGGAGAACUACACCAACGAAUGUUCUGCACCGGGAGGCAGGGAUACCGCCGGUCCCUCUGCUGCUCGAGGCGCGCCGGACUGCAUUUGCUGCGCGUCUCAAAUCCCUGGACGAAGCUCAUCCGCUGCGGCGCUCCGACGAAUUGCUACCAAGCUGCCCAAGGCCUGCCUUGCUGCAGCGCGGAUUUGUCGAAGAGCAGACUGCGCCUCUGCAGAGUGCAUCGAAAAAUGAGACGGCGAAGAAAUUUCGCGAUUGGCUCCAGGCACUAUCGCCCCGAACUCUGGUCGUCUAUUCCGACGGGUCCCGUUCUACCGAAGGCCACGCCGGAUAUGGCUAUGUUGUUCAUCGGGACGGAUCCACCGUCUUGCGCGACAAGGGCCGUCUCGGGCCCGCCGAGAUUUUCGACGCUGAGGCGAAAGGUGCGUUGGAGGGGUUGAAGGCUGCGGUGAGCCUUCCAGAAACUGACCGCAUCUUUGUCUGCCUCGACAACCUUGCGACCGCAACAUGCUUACGGGGCACGCCGAGCGACUCCUCGCAAGAGGUCUUCCUUGAGUUUCAAUCUUUGGCGGGAGCAUCACUGCCAGAACCCGCUGAUAACGUCCCGACGCUAGCGCACCUGCGAAAGAUUGCCCGACAGCAGCCGGAAGAGGCUUUCAAGGCCUGGUGGGAAGCCUCUGCGCCGGAGCGAUACAGAGACCUGAGGCUUAAAGCCACAACCAGCUGCCCGUCAGAAUUGGCGCUCUCUCGGCCCCUGCUUCGUAACUGCUUGCAGCAAGAACCCACCAUGGGGAUUUUGCUGACUACCACGAAAGGUUUGGUCACGACAAUGCGCGACUGA
Messenger RNA from Hirsutella rhossiliensis, 3306 nucleotides. RefSeq names its product reverse transcriptase (RNA-dependent DNA polymerase) domain-containing protein. Gene Ontology annotation, molecular function: catalytic activity; nucleic acid binding. NCBI's taxonomy places the organism in Eukaryota, Fungi, Ascomycota, Sordariomycetes, Hypocreales, Ophiocordycipitaceae. The transcript is spliced from 6 exons. The record is from RefSeq and is a predicted model, not a curated record. The coding region runs from base 1 to 3306 and encodes 1101 amino acids.